ACUUAUUAUUAAGUGGUAGUUUCCUGAAACCAACAUAUUCAAAGUAGCUAGAAAAAGGGCACAAUGGCAGAUCAUAGUGGUGGAAGACGACGUCGUUUGGUGUUGAUAGCAAGCCCGCUUCAAGGCCACAUGACACCCAUGCUUCAGUUAGGAACUUACCUUCAUUCCAAAGGCUGCUUCUCCAUAACCAUUGCUCACUCCGAGUUCAACUCACCCGACCCGUCUAAACACCCUGAUUUCGAUUUCCAGCCCCUGCCCGACAACUUAUCUGGCACGGGCAUCAUGUCUGGUGGCUUUGUCCAUUUUAUGCGAACUCUUAAUGAUAAUUGCAGACCCCAUCUCAAAGAACACCUUGUUCAGAUCAUAAAUGAACAAAAAGAGAAAUCUGACAAGGAGUCGAUUGUUAUUAUACAUGAUAACCUCAUGUUUUUCGCUGAAUCGAUUGCUAGUGAACUUGGUCUGCCAAAUUUUAUAUUGCGUAGUAGUAGUGCGGCUUUUUUUCCUGCUGUCAUGAUCAUCCCAAAGCUACAUCAACAAGGCCGAUAUCCGGUUCAAGAUAAUUUGUUGCAGGAAAUAGUACCAGAACUCCAUCCGUUCAGAUACAUAGAUCUACCCUUUAACAACCGUGCAAUACAAGAAACUCUUCAAUCGAUCACCAUGAUCACCCCAAAGUCCCCUCCUUCUGCCUUCAUAUGGAACACCCUUGAAUUUCUUGAAGAAUCAGCACUGACCCAGAUAUGUGAUCACUACCAAGUUCCUAUUUUUACCAUCGGCCCGUUGCACAAAAUAAUCCCAACUCCUUCAACUAGCUUCAUAGAAGAGGAUACUAGCUGCAUCUUGUGGCUAGAUAAACAAGCACCCAAAUCGGUGUUGUAUGUGAGCUUAGGAAGCUUAGCAAAUGUUGACGAAAAAGUAUCAACUGAAAUGGCAUGGGGUUUAGCCAACAGUAACCAGCCAUUUAUAUGGGUGGUUCGACCAGGUUCAGUUCAAGGUUUUCAAUGGAUCGAGUUUUUGCCAGAGGGUCUGUUGGCUGAGUUGAAUAGGAGAGGUUUGAUUGUAAAAUGGGCACCACAGAAGGAAGUUUUGGCACAUAACGCAGUCGGAGGAUUUUGGAGCCAUUGUGGAUGGAAUUCAACAUUGGAAGGUGUAUCUGAAGGUGUUCCAAUGUUAUGCCAACCAUUUGAUGUAGACCAACGAUUGAAUGCUAGGUAUUUAAGCUAUGUGUGGAAAAUGGGUGUUGAAAUUGUUGUGGAAAGAGGGGAGAUCGAGAGGGCGAUCAAAAGACUUUUAGUGGAUAAAGAUGGGGAAGAAAUGAGGGAAAGGGCUAUGGAAGUUCAAGAAAAGGUUAAACUUGCACUAAGCCAUGGUGGUUCAUCACAGAACUCCUUGAUUGGCUUGGUAGACUUCAUUUUAUCGAUGUAACUCAUGAAAGUUGUAAUCUCAACUAUAAUGUCAAGCACCAUUAAAUGGAAUUGGAUUUGUUCAUAUUACCAAAUCAAAAUAUCU
Messenger RNA from Erigeron canadensis, 1506 nucleotides. Its product is annotated as UDP-glycosyltransferase 76H1-like. Lineage: Eukaryota; Viridiplantae; Streptophyta; Magnoliopsida; Asterales; Asteraceae. The coding region runs from base 64 to 1422 and encodes 452 amino acids. Gene Ontology annotation, molecular function: UDP-glycosyltransferase activity. The transcript is spliced from 2 exons. The record is from RefSeq and is a predicted model, not a curated record.